AUUUUUUAUAUUUUUUAUAAAUAGAUUCGGCUCUUCUGAUAUGCGAGCCGGCUCCCAAUGUUCACCUACAAGAGCCGGCUCUUAGAGCCGAGUCGUUCGCGAACGACCCAUCACUACAACUUUAACUCCAUUUGUCGGGCCGCCCAACAACAAACAAAUUGCAAGACUGUAUUCAAGCAGUCGAAAUGUUUAUUCGUCUUCGUUGUUUAAUUUCAAAUAUUGAUUGUACAAACUGGUCACGUAUUGCUUGUCACCAUGGCACACUCCCUUCCUGACCUCUUGGAUGACCUGGAGCAAGAUCAAAAGAGUUGCAGCAAUGAUCAGGUGCUAGAGCGAGAGAGGGAGAGGGAGAUGAAAAGGAGUGAGUUGAGGGCUGGUCUGGUCUGUCCAGUGUGUGAGCAUGGGCUGAGAGACCCAGUCUCGUUUAACUGUGGACACAGAGUGUGCAGACAGUGCAUCAGCAGCUUCAGGGACCAGCCUGGUCCAUCAGGAGACCCUGCCUGUCCUCAGUGUGGAAAGAGACCCAGAACAACUCCUGAAUGGAACCUACAUUUGCAACAGCAAUCUGUUGUUAGACAACAUGAGCCGUGUUUUGAGGAGCACAGACCAGCACCUCUCCCGACCUGCAUCGCAGCUCACACUGGAGGCGUUAACGUUGUCCCACAUUUUGAAAACUCCAAUGUAGGAGGCUCUGUAAACAUCAAUGUCACUUUGCAAGCUCAGAUGAGAGAAGACACAUCCCAGGCUGUGCAAAGCAGUGUCAGAAAACAAGUGGAUGAUGUGAUGCAACGAGUUAAAGAGGAGCAUAAAGCCAGUCUGAAGGAGAAGUUUCAAUUUGUUUUCGAGGGAAACACAGACUAUGAAACUCCUCUCGAACGGAUCUACACCAAGCUCUAUAUCACAGGGGGAGAAAGUCAAGGGGUGAAUGAUGAACAUGAAGUGUGGCAGAUUGAGAAAAGAUCCAGGAGGAAAAAAACAACAGACACUCCAAUCAACUGCAAUGACAUCUUCAAACCCUUACCUGGAAAAGACCGACCCAUCAGAACUGUAAUGACCAAAGGCAUCGCUGGAAUCGGAAAAACGGUCUCGGUGCAUAAGUUCAUCCUAGACUGGGCAGAAGGAAAAGCCAAUCAGGAUGUGGAUUUCGUCUUUGUUCUUCCUUUCCGUGAGCUGAAUUUGAUCAAAGAUGACCAGUACAGUCUUUCUGAACUUCUGAAUGACUUCCACCCUGAACUUGCAGAGAUAGAAGACACAAAGACAUUUGCUGCUUGUAACGUUCUGUUCAUCUGUGAUGGUCUGGAUGAAAGCCAACUUGAAUUGGAUUUUCAUAAAAACAAGAGGUUGACUGACGUUACAAAGACCUCAUCAGUGGAUGUGUUGCUUACAAACAUUAUCAAGGGGAAUCUUCUUCCCAAAGCUCUCCUCUGGAUAACAUCACGACCAGCAGCAGCCAAUCAGAUUCCCCGUAAGUGCAUCAACCAGGUGACCGAAGUACGGGGUUUCAAUGACCCACAGAAAGAGGAAUAUUUCAGGAAAAGAAUAAGUGAUGAGAACCUUGCCAGCACAAUAAUCUCACACCUUACAACAUCAAGGAGUUGCUACAUCAUGUGCCACAUCCCAGUCUUCUGUUGGAUUUCUGCCCAAGUCCUUGUACAAAUGAUGAUGACAAAUGAGAUUGGAGAUAUCCCAACAACUCUGACUGAGAUGUACACUCACUUUCUACUCAUUCAGACAAACCUGGCAAAUGAAAAGUAUCAGGGGCGAAAUAAGGCAGAUGCACAGAAGAUCUUGGAAUCAAGUAAAGACUUAAUUCUAAAACUGGGGAGGCUAGCAUUUGAGCACCUGAACAAAGGCAAUCUCAUGUUCUACGAGAAGGACCUGAAUGAGUAUGGCAUUGAUGUCAGUGAAGCUGCAGUGUACUGUGGGUUGUGCACAGAAAUCUUUAAAGAAGAGUCUGUGUUGUACAAAAAGAAGGUCUAUUGCUUUGUGCAUCUGAGUAUCCAGGAGUUCUUUGCUGCUCUGUACGUGUUCCACUGCUGUGUGACAAAGAACGUCAAGGAGCUGGAGCCUUUCCUGAAAAAUGAGCCAAAAGAAUGCCCCUUGGAUGAGCUUCCCUUGCACGGGCUUCUGCAGAUGAUAGUUGUUAAAGCCUUGCAGAGUAAGAAUGGACACCUGGACCUGUUUCUCCGAUUCCUUGUUGGCAUCUCACUGGAGACUACUCAGAAACUCUUACAAGGCCUCCUGCCACAAAGUGAGAAUGGCUCUGAAUCUGUUGUGAAAAUGAGGAAAUAUUUUAUGGAUCAGGAUGUUUUAUUAGGGGAUUACUCACCCGAAAGAUUCAUCAACCUUCUCCAAUGCUUGACUGAGAUGAAAGACAAUUCAGUACAAGAAGACAUUCUAGAGUACAUUAAGUCAGAAAAUCGAGCGGAAACAGAACUUUCGGCUCCUCAUUGCUCAGCACUGGCUUAUAUGCUUCAAAUGUCAGAGGAGGUGCUGGAUGAGUUGGACAUAAAUAAUUACAACACAGGUAUCACAGGUCAUCUGAGACUGCUUCCAGUUGUGAGAAACUGCAGAAAGGCAAUGCAAGUAUUAAUGCAGAAUUCACACAUACCACAUCAUUAUGUUGUAUUUUCUCUAUUCUUGCAGAUUGUCUGGCAUUGUCUGGCAUUACUCACAAGUCAGUGCUUUGAAUUACUGGCCUCCAUUCUCCAGUUUGCAGACUCACCCCUGAGAGACCUGGACCUGAGUAAUAUUGCAUUUCAUGACAAAGAGAUGUUAUUCUUUGCUGGAUUGAAACCUCCACACUGUAAACUGGAAACACUAAGACUCUCAAGCUGUAAAUUCACAGAAGCGUCUUGUACAUCUUUGAUUACUGCUCUAAUGCCAGUGAGCUCACCACCUACAGACUCAAUCUGGGGCACAGAAGUUACCGGUUGGGCCUUAAAACACCUGGACCUGAGUUUCAACAGACUGAAUGAUUCAGGCGUUGUGUUGCUAUCUGCUAGGCUGGAGGAUCCACACUGUAAACUGGAGAAACUGAGGAUGAGUCGGUGUUCUCUGACAGAAACAUGUUGUUACACGUUGGGCUCAGUUCUCGGCUCAAACUCCUCUACCCUGAGAGAGCUGGACGUAAGUAACAAUGACCUACAGGAUUCAGGAAUGAAGAUGCUCUCUGCUGGACUGGGAAAUCCACACUGUAAACUGGAGAUACUGAGUCUGUCAUUCUGCAGCGUCACAGAGGAAGGCUGUGCUUCUCUGGCUUCUGCUCUGAGGUCUAACCCUUCCCAUCUGAGAGAGGUGGACCUGAGCUUCAAUCACCUAGGAGACUCAGGAGUGAAGCUGCUCUCUGCUAGACUGGCGGAUCCACACUGUAGACUGGAUAAACUCAAUUUGAACCAAAAUGAAGAGUUGUGGUUUAAACCGGAGCUGCUUAAGAAGUAUACCACUGAAGUCACGCUGGACCCAAACACAGCAAACAAAUAUAUCUCACUGAUUGAGGAAAACAGAAAGCUGACAUGGGUGGAUGAAGAACAGACAUAUCCUGAUGACCCACAGAGAUUUGAGGAAAUGCCACAGGUGCUGUGUAGAGAGCCUCUGACCAAACGGCAUUACGGGGAGGCAGAUUUGAUUGGGAAUUGUGACAUAGGAGUGGCAUAUAAAUGUAUUAGCAGGUGGGGAAAGGCAACAGAUUGUAAGCUGGGAGCCAUGGACAGGUCUUGGUGUAUGUUCUUCGAAGAAAAUAACCGUUACCUUGCCCGCCACAAUAAGAAAGAGAAUCAUAUUCUUUACCCAACCACCAGACCCGAUCCCCAGAGAGUAGGAGUGUAUCUGGACUGGCCAGAUGGCACUCUGUCCUUCUACAGUGUCUCCUCUGACACCAUGACCCACCUGUACACAUUCCAGGCCACAUUCACUGAGCCCCUCUACCCAGCUUUUGGGGUAAUGGACUCAUUAAUGGACUCAUCCGUGUCCCUUGCGGUUACCAGUAGUCCAGUGCCAGCUGAAAAUCCUGCAUAGUCUUGGAUAAGGUACAAUUCCUUAUGUUGGAGGGUAUUUUGUUUCACAGCCUUUUCUAUUACAUUUUCAUGACUGAAUUUGAAUGAUGGAAAAGUUGAAGGGGACAUUAUCUUUUCCAUCAUUGACAGUUAGCUUGUAACUUUGGGUUUAAAAUAAAGAACAACUGUUGGUUGUUGUUGCAGUCAUAGAAAACGUAAUGAAUUAAAUGGUAAUUCGGUGGUGUAAAGUUGUUUCAUCCCGUGUGGCUCAGUUGAUAGAGCAUGGUGUUUGCAAUGCCAGGGUUGUGGGUUCGAUUCCCACAGGGGACCAGUAUGGAGAAAAAAAUUUAUGAAAUGUAUGCAUUCACUACUGUAAGUUGCUCUGGAUAAGAGCGUCAGCUAAAUGACUAAAAUGUAAAUGUUUCAUAUGACAGAGUGACAAGGGUUUUAAUUUGCCUAUGAUUUGGCCAUGUCUGUUUGUAAAUAAAUAUGUGUUAUCUCAUAGCAUAUGCACAGUGUAAAGCACUAGCUAACUUUUCUGCCUGUUUGUCAAAAUGCAUAUUAAGAUUUUUUUGGGAAUAGAUUAAAAGACACUUGCUUCUAUUCAAAUUA
Molecule: messenger RNA, 4607 nt
Organism: Salmo salar (Atlantic salmon)
Lineage: Eukaryota; Metazoa; Chordata; Actinopteri; Salmoniformes; Salmonidae
Source: RefSeq, a predicted model, not a curated record